Messenger RNA from Dendroctonus ponderosae (mountain pine beetle), 1669 nucleotides. RefSeq names its product probable cytochrome P450 6a13. The record is from RefSeq and is a predicted model, not a curated record. Gene Ontology annotation, molecular function: monooxygenase activity; oxidoreductase activity, acting on paired donors, with incorporation or reduction of molecular oxygen; iron ion binding. Lineage: Eukaryota; Metazoa; Arthropoda; Insecta; Coleoptera; Curculionidae. Bases 61 to 1614 code for a protein of 517 amino acids. The transcript is spliced from 8 exons.
UUACUUAAGCGCAUCUUAGUAUGCAGUUGAUAUUUAGUCGCUUACUAUCAGUGAGCCAAAAUGGAGUUUUUGCUCCUGCUCGUUUUGGUUGGUGUCGUCUUUUUACUUCUGCUGCUGCUCGCGAAGCGACAGCACACCUAUUGGGCGCGAAAUGGGGUGACGCAGCUCAACCCCGAGCUCUUCUAUGGAGAUUUACGGGACAUGCUUAGCGGACAAGUGCCGAUAGGAAGCGCCUUUGUCAACUUCUACAACACCUUUAAACAGAAAAAUCUGCGCUUUGGCGGCAUCUACUGGGCGUUCACGCCCAUGUUCGUUCCUGUAGACGUCCAGUUGAUCAAAGCCAUUCUGGUUAAGGACUUUGCCUAUUUCCAGGACCGAGGCACCUACCAUCAUGAGAACGACGUUCUUUCGCAAAACCUCUUCCGCAUAGGCGGCGAGCCGUGGCGCACUUUGCGCCAGAAGUUGAGCCCCACGUUCACAUCCAGCCGCAUGAGGAUGAUGUUCGAAACCAUGCAGCAGAAGAUCCAGCAGCUGGAACCGAUUCUGGAUCGGUGCAUGCAGGAGGGACGAAUCAAUGUGACCGAUGUGAGCGCUUGUUUGACCACCGACGUCAUCGGGUCUUGUGCUUUCGGAAUUGAGUGCAACGCCCUCCAAGAUCCAGAUUGCCAGCUCAGGCAGCAGGGCCGGAGAAUCAGCAUCCCCAUGCCGUUGAAACAAUGGGUGGAGAACACGAUUCCCAGGAAGCUUUUGGGGUACACCGGCUUCAAAGCAUUCCCAGGCCAAGAGGGUUUUUUUAGGAAGUUGGUGCUGGAUACGAUGGCCUACAGGGAGAAAAACAGCGUUUACAGGAAGGACUUCAUGCAUCUGCUGCUUCAGCUGCGCAACAAAGGGGUGUUGACCGACGACGGAAACUUUUCGAGGGAACAGUCCCAUAAGGGCAUUCUAACCGACGACGAAAUCAUUGCCCAGUGCUUCAUUUUCUUCACGGCUGGUUUCGACACGUCCUCCUCUACUAUGGCCUUUGCCAUGCGCGAGCUGGCUCUUCAGCCUGAUCUUCAGGCCAGAGUCCGAGAAGAGGUCCUGCAGGUGAGUGCGGAAGCGCAAUGGGAAUUGGAAAAAGCUGAUCAACUUUCCUCGGUAAUGCGGUCAAUCAGUGGUCGAAGGGCUUUGCCCAGAUGCUUGAAGUCGUGGGUUUCAGAGACUCUCCGGAAGUACCCAGUUUUGCCCAAUAUUCCCCGGAUUUGCACCAAAGAUUACAAAAUACCCGACUCCAAUGUGGUGCUGAGGAAAGGUACGCAGAUUCAGCUGCCCGUCUGGGGCCUGCACAUGGACCCCGAUUACUACCCCGACCCCCAUAAGUUCGAUCCAGAGCGGUUCAGCGAAGCGGCGAAAGCCACCAGGCCGGAAUUCGCCUAUUUCCCCUUUGGGGAAGGCCCCCGAAUAUGCAUAGGGGCGCGAUUCGCUCAAUUGGAAGCCAAGCUGGGGUUGGCCGCAUUGCUGAGAAGGGGCAAAUUCUCCGUUUUGCCCCACGCGCCCACCACACUGACUUUCAAGCCCAGCAUGGUUUUGCUGCAUGCUACUGAGGAUAUUCAGCUGAAAGUGGAGCAAGCCUGACCAAAGAGAUUUUUCUAAUAUGGUUUUGUCGAGAAUAAAUUCUACCUAAGAUUUU